AUGAAAACCAGGAAUAAAGCCGCCGCCGGUGCGACACCAUCAUCAUCAGCGAAGAAGAAGAAGAAAUCCCCGACGACGAAAGCCUCCGUCGAGACGAAGAAGAAGAAGGAGACAAAGAAGAGAAACGGUGAUGGUGGUAAAGAUGCGGGUAAAAAGGAAUCGAAAUUUGAUGCGCCGAUGAAAUCGUUGAAGCGCGCGAGGAAAGACGCGAUGUUACUCUCGCUGAAAACGCAAAAAGGAGAAGACAAAGAGGAGAAGAGCGAGGACGAGGACGAGUCAGAAGACGAGUCAGAUGACGAACCAGAACGGGGAUUCACGGACAAGAACAAAAGUUGGCUGAAACCUGUUUCAAAGAAAACGAAGAAGAAAGCGGCAUCUUCUUCUUCUUCUUCAGAGGAGGAGGAGGAGGAGGAGGAGGUGUCAGACGAAGAAGAAGAAGAAGAAGAAGAAGAAGAAGAAGGUAAAAAGAGCAAAAGAGGAGGAGGGAAGAAGAAACAGCAGCUCUUUGAUGAAGAGGAAGAAGAUGAUUCUGAAUCGGAUGUGGAUUUAGACGACGAUGAAUUCAUCGGCGGAGAAGACUCGGACGACUCGGAAUCAGAAUCAUCGGAGCCGGAAUCGGAAGACGAAGAGGACGAACUGCUUCCGAUUGAGCGCAAGUCGCGUAAAAUGGACGCAGAAAAAGCAAAGAAAACGUCCGAGUCGAGGUUAGAGCAAUUACAAGUGAACGUGAGGGACGAAGAAACGUAUCAACUUCCUUCCUCGUCUUCGUCGGAAUCAUCUGAUGAGGGCGACGACGACGACGACGACGACGACGACGACGAACGUCGAAAAAAAUCGACUUCGUCGACGAAAGGCAUUCCAGAUUUAACGUCCAUCCAACAGCGCAUUCAAGAAGUCGUUCGCGUGUUGGCCGACUUCAAAAACAGACGCGCGCCAGAUCGCUCUAGAAAUGAUUAUUUGGAGCGGCUGACGUCUGACUUAGCCACGUAUUACGGAUAUAAUCAUUUCUUGAUUCGUUAUUUCAUCGAUACUUUUUCGGUGCCAGAAACUAUGGAGCUCUUAGAAGCGAACGAAACCCAAAGACCGGUGACGCUGAGAACAAACACUCUGAAAAUUAGGCGACGCGAUUUGGCCGCGCAGCUGAUCAAUCGUGGCGUCAACCUCGAUCCAAUCGGAAAGUGGUCGAAAGUAGGUUUAUUGGUGUACGAUUCGCGCGUUCCGAUCGGGGCGACGCCAGAGUACAUGGCUGGAAUGUACAUGCUCCAGUCCGCAUCCUCGUUUUUACCGUGUAUGGCUCUCUCGCCGCAAGAAGGCGAACGCGUUUUAGAUGUUGCGGCCGCGCCUGGCGGGAAAACGACGUAUCUGGCGGCGUUGAUGCGAAAUACCGGGAUUAUUUUCGCCAACGAAUUUCAAAAGAAACGAUUGAAUAGUCUCGUCGCGAAUUUACAAAGAAUGGGGUGCACGAAUUCCGUCGUGUGUAACUACGACGGUCGACAGUUACCGAAAGUUCUCGGUUAUGUCGACAGAGUGUUGUUAGACGCUCCGUGUUCUGGUACCGGCGUCAUCGCGAAAGAUUCGAGCGUGAAGGUUUCAAAAUCCACCGAGGACAUUGCCAAGUGCGCGCAUUUACAAAAGGAACUCCUCGUUGCCGCGGUGGAUUGCUGCGAUGCAAACUCAAAAUCGGGCGGCUACGUCGUCUAUUCCACCUGCUCUGUCACCGUUGAAGAAAACGAGCAAGUCGUGGAUUACAUAUUAAAGAAGAGAGACGUGAAAAUCGUGUCCACUGGAUUAGAGUUUGGUCGGAAAGGUUUUACGAGUUACCGAGGGAAGACGUUUCAUCCCUCCGUGAGCGAAUGCCGUCGAUUUUAUCCUCACGUUCACAACAUGGACGGUUUCUUCGUCUGUAAGUUGCAAAAGAUGAGCAAUCGCACGACCUCAAUAAUCACGACGACGACGUCAAUGGCUUCUAAUAAUAGUUCAAAAAACACCCGCGUUGAGAAAAAAAUAGCUUCUUCUUCGGAUGAAGAAGAAGGUGAUAUAGAGGAGGAGGAGGAGGAGGAGAACAACGACGUGAAAAAGAAAAAGAAGAAGAAAGAGAAGAGUUGGGUAAAACGCGCGAAGCGAGAAUUAGGAGUCGUUUAA
Molecule: messenger RNA, 2142 nt
Organism: Bathycoccus prasinos
Lineage: Eukaryota; Viridiplantae; Chlorophyta; Mamiellophyceae; Mamiellales; Bathycoccaceae
Exons: 1
Coding region: 1-2142 (713 amino acids)
Biological process (GO): rRNA base methylation; maturation of LSU-rRNA
Cellular component (GO): nucleolus
Molecular function (GO): RNA binding; rRNA (cytosine-C5-)-methyltransferase activity
Source: RefSeq, a predicted model, not a curated record